CACUUGGAAAACAGUGCCUCCCUAAUGCACAGCGGACUCCCAGCCUGGAGCAGGGCUGCCCUGACAGGAUGGUUUCCUAGCAUUGACCUGUUCGUCAUAUUUCUCAAUUUAUGUACAGCUUAAGGUCUUUAAGUCAAAUAAACAGACUUCUUUUUAUCUAAUUCUGAAGAAUGAGUACACUCCAGGGGCUGCAAUCAGUUAUCAAAUUUAAUUUUCCCAUAGCCGGCACAUUUACAUAUAAGACAAGGCAAACACAAAUGUCCACACAAAGGACAAAAUCCAUCUCCUGCAGGACAGACAAUCAGACAACCAGACCAGAGAUUUUGUUAUUGAGAAUGUCUUGGAUUGCCCUGCAGACAUCCCUCAACCCUCGGGUCAGGCCCUGAAUAUGGCAUCCCGGAGACAGUUUCUGCCUGACCAACCGGAAACAAGCGCACACCAGAACUGAAACUACCUUUCUGACAACCCUAACGGGAAUAGAAACGCUACUUAAAGUGACUACCCUCUCCCCUGCUGAAGCACUGCACAGAAGAGGUUCAGGUGGCCACUCUGCUUCGCUGUUGAAGCUCCCAUGCUCAGUGCCGAGGGGGAGUCUCCCAUAGAACAGACUCCCGGUCCAGUGAAGACGCAGGGCCUGUCGUCACCAUGGAGCCAUGCCCCAAUGAGCAAUACUGGGACAACCUGUUGAACGUCUGCCACUCCUGCAGAUCCAUCUGCAACCAUCGGAUUCCACGUUCCUGUACAGCCUUCUGCAAGUCACUAAACUGUCACAAGGAGCAAGGCAGGUACUAUGACCAGCUCCUGAGGGACUGCAUCAGCUGUGCCUCUAUCUGCGGACGUCACCCUAAGCAAUGCACAUACUUCUGUGAGAACAAGUUUCGGAGCCACAUGACCCUACAAUCAGAGCUCAGGAGACAGAAGACUGGGAAAGCUGAAACCAAAUCAGACAACUGGGGAAGGUACCAGGGAUCAGAGAACAGAGGCUUAGAGGCAGGUCCAGCCACCCCAGGGCUGACACUGAGUACCGACCAGCUGGCCCUGGUCUACAGCAGCCUGGGACUCUGCCUCGGUGCCAUCAUCUGCUGCUUCCUCCUGGCCGUGGCCUGCUUCCUCAAGAGGAGCGGGGACCAGUCCUCCUGCCGGUGUCCCGCAGGGCUGUGUUGGUCCUGGGCCAAGUCCUCCAAGGGUUGCCAUCACCUAAACAUUUCUGCAAUAAAGUAACCUGUGCUUGCUGGACUCAAGUCUCCAAGAGCCCUUCUGUAGGAGUAAAACCUUCCAGGAUGCCGGCUCCUUCCUGACACUCAUUUUGGUCAUGUCUUCCCCUGGGGUGAUUCUGAAAGGCCCCACCUCCCAAGCUGCCUCCCUUGGCUCACUGCUCCCCUACAAUGCAGCUGCAGCCCCCAGUUUCCCAGGACAUACAUGUUUCCUAUCCACUCGGCUCCAGAGAGGGCUUGCCGACCUGUGGGGCUGGAAGCAAGCAGUGGGUGCGUGCUGCAGAGGGGGAGCUGCGGAAGGGCCCUCAGAGCAUGUGUGCCUACAGCCAUGCCUGGAUCUCGAGGGCAGGCAUUUCUGUUGGUUUUACAAAACCACUCCCCACUGUGCCUCCUCAGGAAGGGAAGGAAGGGCAGUGUGCACAUACCUGUGU
Messenger RNA from Phyllostomus discolor (pale spear-nosed bat), 1645 nucleotides. RefSeq names its product TNF receptor superfamily member 13B (gene TNFRSF13B). The coding region runs from base 646 to 1221 and encodes 191 amino acids. The record is from RefSeq and is a predicted model, not a curated record. Gene Ontology annotation, cellular component: plasma membrane. The transcript has 5 exons. Lineage: Eukaryota; Metazoa; Chordata; Mammalia; Chiroptera; Phyllostomidae. Gene Ontology annotation, molecular function: protein binding.